Messenger RNA from Penicillium daleae, 948 nucleotides. Its product is annotated as cytochrome P450 family protein. The transcript is spliced from 3 exons. The record is from RefSeq and is a predicted model, not a curated record. Gene Ontology annotation, molecular function: heme binding; iron ion binding; oxidoreductase activity, acting on paired donors, with incorporation or reduction of molecular oxygen. Lineage: Eukaryota; Fungi; Ascomycota; Eurotiomycetes; Eurotiales; Aspergillaceae. The annotation marks the transcript as partial.
AAUAAAUUCCACAAGCCGGCGGCCUAUAACGUUGUACAAGGUACUCGUUCAUUUGACCUCGUUGGCCAGCGCAAUGCAAAGAUCCACUCCGAACAGCGGAAGCUCGUGGCUCGAGCUUAUUCCAUGGACUCCAUGGUUUACCUCGAACCUAAAGUUGAUCUCGUGAUCUCGGAAAUGGUCGAGCAGCUUGACAAGGUCAAUGGCCAGACUAUUGACUUGGGACUCUGGUUGCAGCUUUAUGCGUUUAACAUUAUUGGUGCCAUAAGCUUUUCAAAGCCAUUCGGAUAUAUCGAAGUUGCAGACGAUCAUGGCUUGUUCCUGCGAAUCACAAACUCCAUGUCAUCUAUAGCAUGGCUCAUACAUGCUGGGUGGAUCUUCCGCCUGCACCAAAGGCUAAGCCCUCUGAUUAGAAACUGGCUCGCAGCAGCGGAUCGAAAUGGUCAUUUCUUCAAACUUGCUGCACAGGAGAUUAGCGCUCGCAAGGAACGCGGUGGCGAUAGCAAGGAUAUUCUAGGCCAGCUUUUUAGAACUCAAAAGGCCAAGCCCCAAUUAACUGGCCAGGACAUUGCAUUCAUAAUGAGAUUGAACGUCUUUGGUGGAUCAGAUACCACGGCGACAUCACUCUGUGCGGCAUUCCUGCUGCUUCGGAAGAACCCAGGUGCCUAUGACCGCCUGAUGGAUGAGUUCAAAGAGAAGAGAGCGCAAGGAAAAUUGAGCGAUCCAGUUACUUUUAAAGAAGCAGAGUCUUGCGAGUACCUCCAGGACGUGAUGUACGGGUCGAUGCGCCUUCACCCGUCGUUUGGAAUGAUCAUGGACGGAGACGUUCCGGCCGGGGGAAUGCAUAUUGGCAAGAAUCAUAUUCCAGAGGGAACGGUUGUUGGAACUACCCCAUGGGUGAUCGAUACUCUUCCUGAGAUAUGGGCCCCGACGCCGAAGAGUUUCGUCUAG